Molecule: messenger RNA, 1557 nt
Organism: Sinocyclocheilus anshuiensis
Lineage: Eukaryota; Metazoa; Chordata; Actinopteri; Cypriniformes; Cyprinidae
Product: ectonucleotide pyrophosphatase/phosphodiesterase family member 7-like
Exons: 6
Coding region: 27-1499 (490 amino acids)
Source: RefSeq, a predicted model, not a curated record
GAUUGAUAGACAGCUGUUUGUGCUCAAUGUGUGAUUGGAUCAUGCUGUGGACGGCUGCUCUCUGUCUGUGUCUGUGCGUUUGCUCUCUGGCGGGUCCCAUCCCGGUACACCGUGGGGCGUCUGAGCGCAGCAAACUGCUGCUUGUCUCCUUUGAUGGCUUCAGGUGGGACUAUGACAGGGACGUGGAAACGCCGCACCUGGAUGCCAUGGCGAAAGACGGGGUCAAAGCCACAUACGUGACACCGGCGUUCCUCACCGUCACCAGCCCGACACACUUUACCAUCCUAACAGGUAAAUACAUUGAGAAUCACGGUGUCAUUCACAACAUGUGGUUUAACAGCAGCACCUGGGAGAAGAAAUCCUACUAUAAGUCCCAGUUCGUGAAUGAGUGGUGGGACAACGGGAGUUUGCCCAUAUGGAUCACGGCUCAGAGACAGGGUCUGAAGGCUGGUUCCCUUCACUUUCCUGGAACGGCGUCCACUUAUCAGGGUGAAAGUGCAGUCGUGAGAGAAGUGGAACCUGAAAACUACAAUUACAGCAACGAAACGGCCUGGCGAGAGAACGUAGACAAAGUGAUGAAGUCUUGGUUCGGGGAGCAGGACCUGGACUUCGUGUCCAUGUACUUCGGUGAGCCUGACAGCACGGGACACAAGUACGGGCCAGACUCCCCCCAGUGCAGGGCGAUGGUCCGACAGGUGGACCGUACGGUUGGUUACCUGCGUAGCGCGGCCGAGAAAAACGGCCUGAGCGAGCGGCUCAACAUCAUCAUCACGGCUGAUCACGGCAUGAGCACCGUCUACCGCAACGGGCUGGUGGACGAGAUCGUCCUGUCCAAGAUCCCCGGCUUCUCUUUCAAAGAUCUGGACUUUCAUAUCGUGGAUUUCGGACCGGUGGGACUCCUGCUGCCUAAAGAAGGACGGAUUGAUAAAGUGUUCAACGCCCUGAAAGGCGCUCACCCGCAUCUACAUGUCUAUAAGAAAGAGGAGAUUCCCGCUCGCCUGCAUUACUCCCAUAAUGACCGCAUAUUACCCAUCAUCCUCUGGGCCGAUCCAGGAUACGUCAUCAAUGGGUAUUUCCCAGUGCAGUUUCAUAAGGGGGAGCAUGGCUAUGAUAACCAGGCUCUGGACAUGAAGCCGUUCUUCAGGGCCAUGGGGCCGGAUUUCCAAAAGAAUCUGGAGGUGGGGCCUUUUGAAACUGUCAACAUUUACCCGCUGAUGUGCCACCUGCUGAAAAUCACACCUGAACCCAACGACGGACACCUGAACACCACACGACACAUGUUGACCUCCUCCAUACAGACAGAGAAUGAAGGCUCGUCUGGUGAUGAUAUUCUCAGCAGUGUUUUCAUUGGCCUGGGAUCUGUCGCUGGUUUUCUGUUCAUUGUCUUUGUUGUUCUCUUAAGCCGUGGUAUUCACAAACGCAGGGGGAACAAAAGCAGUUCCACAGACGAGGGGAAGAUUGACAAGUGUCACGCUGAAACAAAACAAACUGCAUUUUAGAACGAGGAAUCCAGAGGAAGACACACACACCCACAUUUUGUAGUACAAACAAUAUUAU